UAAGAUUUCUUAACAUUCAACUUCUUAAAAAAGAAUAGACCAGGAAGGGAAUAAGCUUUCAGCCUUCUUUAAAAGUCAUGGAACAACGUACACAAUUUUGUCUUUUAGGAUUGGUAUUCUUUUUGUUUUACUGUUCACUUUGCGAACCUAGAAAGCUUGAGGGCUAUGAAUUCCCGGUAUUUUCAACUGAAAGCUGUCCCCGAAAUCAUGCCGAGUGGAACGAGAGAUCUUCUAUUAUCAACUGUACCCAGAGUAAUGGCUACACAUGUUUACCUAACGAAAACUUCACAGAGCUGUUAGAGUUUUGCUACGUAUAUCCUCGGAUAUUAAUUACAAAAGGCAUAUGCCUUUACCUUUACAAACGAUAUUCGAGAGUGAAUUCAUACAACUGCAGUCACUUUAGAUAUGGAUGUCCUGAUUCCAAUUAUUUUACAUCUGAAGUAUAUAAUUAUCCAACUUGUAUAUCUAUUAAAGAUGGAUGUUUCCUUGCCGAGCCAUCUUGUGAGAGCACAACAAUAACUUAUCCAAAGGAAACUUACCGGGAAUGGAGUGACAGUUCUACUAUAAUAUACAAAGAAACUACGAAACAUAUACAUGUACAGAAUGAGCUUUCCAACGACAGAUUCAUCGAGAUUCUUUUAGGAGCCGUUAUCUGCAUUUUGGUUGUGUCAUUCUCCAUCAUUUUGUAUAUCUGCCGUAGAAGAAGAAAUUUCUCAAAGGGGAAAAGAGAGACUGAUAUAGAGAUUAAUAACGACGAACUAAAUCCAUUCAUAGAAAACCCAAAGCUAUAUAAUGUGGAUACAACCAAGGAAGCGGUUCCAUUGUUGGACAAUUCGUAUAAUCAACAAAAUACAGUGGCUGAAGAAGACAUGGCGCUUCCAUUGUUGGACAACUUGUAUAAUCAACAAAAUACAGUGACUGAAGAAGACAUGGUAUUACGCUUUGAAAAUGCAGUUCUUGAUCAAUGGAGAGAGGACGACACCUUCUUCUUUUCAACCAGAGCAUGUAAAGAAGUCGAGAGCAAAAUAAAAAAACAAAACCUGGUGAUUGUGACAGGACACUCCGGAUCCGGAAAAUCUGCUAUUGUUCAACAUAUUGCACUCAAGUACAAGGAUCAGGGCUGGAUUGUGAAACCAUUGAAAGGUGUGAUGGAAAUGAUAAAAUACAUCUUAGAACAAGAAUGUAAUUUGAACUCUACAAUAUUAGUACUUAACGAUCCUAUCGGAAAAGAUUCAUUCGAUAAAGCAUCAUAUCUUUCUUGGAAAGAAUCUGAACUAGCAAUAUUUACCUUUUUAAAAAAGGGAAAACUUCUUAUUUCUUGUAGAAAUUAUAUUCUUUUUGAUGAUAAAGUGAAAGGAGUUUUACAGGAAAUAACAAAUAUCGUAAACAUCGAAGAUGUCCAGUAUAAAUUAACUAAUGAAGAAAAACGAAGCAUUUGGAACAAAUACAUGUCAAAUGACAAAAUAUCUGAGGAGGAUUUUGCUGAAAUUCUAAAUACUGAAGCGUAUUUUCCGUUAUUGUGUAAACUUUUUUCUUCUGACAUAAAAUAUCAAAGUGACAGAUAUAGAUUUUUUAAAGAGCCCGUAAAGGUCGUUGAAGAGCAAAUAAGAUGUUUUAGAAAGGAGGACAGAGGGAAGUACUGCGCCCUUGUUCUUCUUGUUCUUUUUAAUAAUAACUUCCGCUGUGAUGAUGCAGUGAGGAAUGAGCUCUUAAGUUACAAAUUUAAACGUGCAUUGACCAUGUGUGGAUUGCCGCAGGAUACCCCACUUUAUGAUAUUAGUGACAAUCUUGACCUUCUAAAGGGAUUUUUUGUCAAAAAAAUUGGCGAUGCUUAUGAGUUUUAUCACGAUUUCGUUAUGGAGGUGACAAGUUUUAUUCUUGGAAAGGAUUAUCCAGCAGAAUUAACACAAUAUGCCGAUAUUAGGUUCCUUCUUAGACGAGUAACCUUAUACAAUGGCAGUGAACAGAAUCGGGCGUUUACCAUAUAUUUAAGUGAUAGGAAUAUAGACGUACUUGGAGAGAGAUUUUUUAAGGCCUUUUUCGAAGAAUGUUAUAUAGAAGUUAUACUUCAUCCUGCUUUAAGGGAUAAAAGAUUAAUAAAAGUACUACUAGAAAAAUUCGAAAGACACCCAAAGAAGCUACAAGAGUUACUUCAAACCAAAAAGAGUAUGUAUGACGAUCAUAAACAGUAUUGGCCGAAUACAGAUGACACGGUGUCGAAACUUGCCUUCUUGGCUUUGGAAAAUGAAUUUUCGCCUUUCUGUGCACUGGUGGCAUUUUGUCAUUCUGAAUUGUCAGUCUAUUGUUUUAAAACUCUAUACCAAUCAAACACUGAUUUGAUCGGAAAAUAUUUGAUAUCUGCAGUAUGUUGUAAUGGCUCAAAAGAUUUCUUAAAAAUGUUUUCGGAUAAAUACAUCAAAGAUUCGUUGACAAAAGCGUUUGGAGGCCUAUUUCCCAUUCACAUUACAGCCUUGUUUUAUAAUUUUGAAAUUCUGCAUGAGCUGAUUCAUUUAGGUGCUGAUGUGAACAUGAUAACAAAAAAUGAAAAAAAGUGGACACCUUUAAUGAUUGCUGCAAGUCGAGACGAUACCAAGCCUAAAGACGAUGUUUAUAACAUGGGAACUUCAAAUAUAAUACGACGAAAACAAACUGUUCAAAUGUUGAUAAAUUACAAAGCAAAAGUUAACUUAUGUGCGGAAGACGGUGUUAGUUCUCUCUUUUUAGCUUGUCAAAACGGCCAUACCAGUAUGGUGGAAAUUUUACUCAACAAUGGAGCAUGCAUAAACCAAUGUACACAGGAUGGGGAAAGUCCCCUUUAUAAAGCAUGUCAAGAAAGACACAACGACAUUGUACAAAUUUUACUGGAAAAGGGAGCUGACGUUAAUUCAAGGACCGCCGAUUACAAAGUUAGUCCUCUUUACAUUGCUUGCCAAAACGGACAUGACAGCACUGUACAAACUUUACUUGACCACGGUGCUGACCUUAAUUUAUGUACCAGUUCUAGAGCUAGCCCAUUAUCCAUAGCAUGUCAAAAAGGAUAUAACAAUGCUGUUCAAAUUUUGAUAGGCAAAGGUGCAGUCGUUAACAUGUGCAAGUAUAAUGGCGCUAGUCCCCUCUGCCUAGCUUGCCAAAAUGGUCAUAUUAGCACGGUUAAACUUUUACUGAAUAAUAGAGCAGAUGUCAAUUUAUGUAAAGAAGACAAAACUAGUCCUCUCGUUAUAGCAUGCCAAAAUGGAAACGAAAACUUGGUACAACUUUUACUUGAUAACGGAGCAGACAUUAAUAUCUGUGACAAAGAUGGAUUCAGUCCUCUUUUAAUAGCUUGCCAGAAAGGAUAUAAUAAAGUUGUACAGCUUCUACUGACCAACGGCGCAAAUAUCAAUUUAUGUACAUUAGAGGGAUUUAGUCCUCUCGUUAUAGCUUGUGAGAACAGACAUGAGGAAACUGUACGAACUUUGCUAAAACACGGUGCUGACCUUAAUUUAUGUACCAGUUCUGGAGCAAGUCCUCUAUUUAUAGCAUCUCUAAAAGGAUUUAAUAGUUCUGUACAACUUUUAUUAGACAAAGGAGCAGCCGUUAACAUAUGCAAGAAAAAUGGCGCUAGUCCCCUCUACAUAGCUUGCAAAAAUGACCAUAUUAGCACGGUUAAACUUUUACUGAAUAAUGAAGCUAAUGUCAAUUUAUGUAGAAAAGACAAAACCAGUCCUCUCUUUAUAUCAUGCCAAAAUGGAAACGAAAACGUGGUACAACUUUUACUUGAUAACGGAGCAGACAGUAAUAUUUGUGACGAAGAUGGAGCCAGUCCUCUUUUAAUAGCUUGCCAGAAAGGAUAUAAUAAAAUUGUACAGCUUCUACUGACCACCGGUGCAAAUAUAUAUUCAUGUACAUUAGAGGGUUUUAGUCCUCUCGUUGUAGCUUGUCAGAACGGACAUGAGGAAACUGUACGAACUUUGCUAAAACACGGUGCUGAGGUUAAUUUAUGUACCAGUUCUGGAGCCAGUCCUCUAUUUAUAGCAUGCCAAAAUGGAAACGAAAAUGUGGUACAACUUUUACUUGAUAACGGAGCAGACAUUAAUAUCUGUGACGAAGAUGGAUUCAGUCCUCUUUUAAUAGCUUGCCAGAAAGGAUAUAAUAAAGUUUUACAGCUUCUACUGACCAACGGCGCAAAUAUCAAUUUUUGUACAUUAGAGGGAUUUAGUCCUCUCGUUAUAGCUUGUGAGAACAGACAUGAGGAAACUGUACGAACUUUGCUAAAACACGGUGCUGACCUUAAUUUAUGUACCAGUUCUGGAGCAAGUCCUCUAUUUAUAGCAUCUCUAAAAGGAUUUAAUAGUUCUGUACAACUUUUAUUAGACAAAGGAGCAGCCGUUAACAUAUGCAAGAAAAAUGGCGCUAGUCCCCUCUACAUAGCUUGCGAAAAUGACCAUAUUAGCACGGUUAAACUUUUACUGAAUAAUGAAGCAAAUGUCAAUUUAUGUAGAAAAGACAAAACCAGUCCUCUCUGUAUAUCAUGCCAAAAUGGAAACGAAAACUUGGUACAACUUUUACUUGAUAACGGAGCAGACAGUAAUAUUUGUGACGAAGAUGGAGCCAGUCCUCUUUUAAUAGCUUACCAGAAAGGAUAUAAUAAAAUUGUACAGCUUCUACUGACCAAAGACGCAAAUAUAUAUUCAUGUACAUUGGGUUUUAGUCCUCUCGUUGUAGCUUGUCAGAACGGACAUGAGGAAACUGUACGAACUUUGCUAAAACACGGUGCUGAGGUUAAUUUAUGUACCAGUUCUGGAGCCAGUCCUCUAUUUAUAGCAUGCCAAAAUGGAAACGAAAAUGUGGUACAACUUUUACUUGAUAACGGAGCAGACAUUAAUAUCUGUGACGAAGAUGGAUUCAGUCCUCUUUUAAUAGCUUGCCAGAAAGGAUAUAAUAAAGUUUUACAGCUUCUACUGACCAACGGCGCAAAUAUCAAUUUAUGUACAUUAGAGGGAUUUAGUCCUCUCGUUAUAGCUUGGGAGAACAGACAUAAGGAAACUGUACGAACUUUGCUAAAACACGGUGCUGACCUUAAUUUAUGUACCAGUUCUGGAGCAAGUCCUCUAUUUAUAGCAUCUCUAAAAGGAUUUAAUAGUUCUGUACAACUUUUAUUAGACAAAGGAGCAGCCGUUAACAGAUGCAAGAAAAAUGGCGCUAGUCCUCUCUACAUAACUUACGAAAAUGACCAUAUUAGCACGGUUAAACUUUUACUGAAUAAUGAAGCAAAUGUCAAUUUAUGUAGAAAAGACAAAACCAGUCCUCUCUUUAUAUCAUGCCAAAAUGGAAACGAAAACUUGGUACAACUUUUACUUGAUAACGGAGCAGACAGUAAUAUUUGUGACGAAGAUGGAGCCAGUCCUCUUUUAAUAGCUUGCCAGAAAGGAUAUAAUAAAAUUGUACAGCUUCUACUGACCAAAGGCGCAAAUAUAUAUUCAUGUACAUUGGGUUUUAGUCCUCUCGUUGUAGCUUGUCAGAACGGACAUGAGGAAACUGUACGAACUUUGCUAAAACACGGUGCUGAGGUUAAUUUAUGUACCAGUUCUGGAGCCAGUCCUCUAUUUAUUGCAUGUCAAAAAGGAUAUAACAGUUCUGUACAACUUUUAAUAGACAAAGGAGCAGUCGUUAACAAGUGCAUAUUUAAUGGCGCUAGUCCUCUCUACGUAGCUUGCGAAAAUGACCAUAUAAGCACGGUUAAACUUUUGCUGAGUAAUGAAGCAGAUGUGAAUUUAGGUAGAAAAGACAAAACCGGUCCACUCUUUAUAGCAUGCCAACUUUAUCUUGAUAACGGAGCAGACAUUAAUAACUGUGACGAAGGUGGAACCAGUCCUCUUUUCAUAGCUUGCCAGAAAGGAUAUAAUGAAAUUGUACAGCUUCUACUGACCAACGGCGCAAAUAUCAAUUUAUGUACAUUAGAGGGUUUUAGUCCUCUUGCUUUAGCUUGUGAGUACGGACAUGAGGAAACUGUACGAACUUUGCUCGAAAACGGAGCCAGUAUCAAUAUACGUACAAUUAAAGGAACUGCUGAAGAUGUUGCACUUCAAUACGGACAUGAAAUCAUUGUUCAAGUGUUAAAAAGAACAACAUUGCAAAAAAAAUAAUUUAUUGCAAAGAAAACGGAGACCAUUUCAAUCCCAGAGUAUGUUAAUAUCGAUGAAAACAUUUAUAACUUCAAACAUAUGUUUGAUUGGAUAUACGUUCACGAAAAAGUUUUUUUCAAACAGUGGAAAAAAAUCAAAUGAAAUCUGUUAAGCAUUGCUUUCUUCUUCAAAAUGUGAAGAAUGGGAAAUUAUUUUUUUACUUGAAGCAGCGUCCAUGUACAACACCGGUAUUAAGAUUUUUUUUACAAAUGAAAUAUGAUGCUUAUCCUGAUAAGAAUACUUUUUUAUGUUCAUAAAUGCAGAUUUAUAAUUGGCAGGGAUCUAUACCACGUGACAAAAAAGUAUUCAUAUAGAAAGGUUAAUUUUGGUGGGGUGUUUAAUACUAUAUACGAUGGUUGUCUAAAAAGAUCCUGGACAAUAGCAGUUUUUUGUUUCAAUUUAAAUGGGUUCAUAUAUUUACAUAUUUCAUACCUAAAUGCUUGUCAUAAACUUCUGAAUCAAACUGUAUUAAUUUUGAA
This is a messenger RNA of Magallana angulata, 6643 nucleotides long. RefSeq lists its product as uncharacterized. Gene Ontology annotation, molecular function: protein binding. NCBI's taxonomy places the organism in Eukaryota, Metazoa, Mollusca, Bivalvia, Ostreida, Ostreidae. Gene Ontology annotation, cellular component: cytoplasm; nucleus. Bases 78 to 6125 code for a protein of 2015 amino acids. The transcript has 9 exons. The record is from RefSeq and is a predicted model, not a curated record.